AUGUCAGCCAUAUACAAACUCUCGAUCCAGGGGAUUCGAUCGUUUGACUCCAACGAACGAGAAACGAUCGAGUUCGGCAAACCUCUGACCCUGAUAGUAGGAACCAACGGAUCGGGUAAAACGACAAUUAUUGAAUGCCUUAAAUAUGCCACGACUGGGGAUCUGCCCCCUAACAGCAAGGGAGGCGCUUUCGUGCACGAUCCUAAAAUUACGGGCGAAAAGGACGUUCGAGCGCAAGUGAAGCUGGCCUUCACUAGUGCAAACGACGUAAACAUGAUCGUCACUAGAAAUAUCCAGCUGCUUGUUAAGAAGACUACAAACACUUUCAAGACCCUUGAGGGUCAAUUGGUGGCCAUCAAUAGAGGCGAACGCACCACCUUGAGCAGCAGGGCAGCAGAACUCGACACCCAGGUGCCCUUGUAUAUGGGUGUUCCCAGUGCAAUUCUCGACUAUGUGGUGUUCUGCCACCAAGAAGACAGCUUGUGGCCGCUGAGCGAGCCGGCAAACCUAAAGAAAAGAUUCGACGAGAUUUUCCAGGCUAUGAAAUACACCAAGGCGCUCGACAAUUUGAAAACCAUCAAAAAAGACAUGUCUAUUGACAUCAAGCUACUGCGACAGUCUGUAGAGCACUUGAAAGUCGACCGAGAUCGCAGUCGUUCGACUAAAAUUAACAUUUCAACGCUGGAGCAGAAAAUAGAGGAAUACCAUGCACAGGCGCGCGUAACAGAUAAACAGCUCAAUGAAAUUACAGAACAAUCCGACAAGCUCUUCAAAUCUAAUCAAGAGUUUCAGCAGGUUUUGAGUCAGAUGGACGGUCUAAAACACAAUCAGCAAUCGUUACAGGAGCAGAUUUCACGUUUGGAAUCCGCAAGUGAGCCGAUAAAUAUGCCAUUGACGGAACUCAAAAGUUUGAUAGACAAUUUCUCUACUGCACUGGAGGAGAAAGCUCAGCACAUUGAAAGUUUGAAACAUAAAAUUCAAAGUAGGCGGCGUGCACUAGAAGAGGCUCGCGAUAUUCACAAUGCUCUUAUAUCCAAGCGAGGCGGUCUGGAGACUAGAAAAGCCAAUUAUAUCAACUCCAGAAAACAAUCGACAUCUUUAAUCCAAAAGCUUCGCGAGGAUCAUAUCAUUCAAAGUCAUGAUGCAGCGUCAGAGCUAGACGAGCUUGUACAGACGGCUGAGAAUACGGUGUCGUCGAUUUGUGCACAAAACGAGCUGGUGAAAGAAGCGCUCUGGAAAGAGCUGUCGGAAUUAGAAAACUCCCAAGCGAAAGAAGAGCAGCAUUUGAUCUACUGCCAGAAUGACAAAGAGAAACUGCAGAAUGAGCUGGACUCGCUGAAAUCUAAGUAUGGAAAAAUGUCCAGCUUUGAAAAUGAAUUGAGUAAGGAGAGGGAAAAUGUUGCUCACUAUGAGUCCCGCAUCAACGGGAAAGAUGGCGAGACCAUUAUUAAUGCUUUAGCCGAUCAGAUUAAAGAAAAGCACGCCAAAAUUUUGAUUUUAGAAGACGAUCUCGCAAGAAACCAGCGUGAGCUUCUCAAGCUAAAUGAGCAAGCAGAAUUAAACGCCAGGUUCUCUCUGCUGAAAAAGAAUUUGACGAAUAAGCGGGACGAGCUCGCCAAGUUGUUCAAAGACCUGGCAGAAAACCUUCUUGCGCAGCGAUGGAAGCUCGACUCGGAUUCGGAUCUUGAUCUUGAGUUCAGAAGCCAAUACGUCAAGAUUCAGAAGGAACUAGCCGCAGCAACUAAAGAGAAUAAUGAUCUUCUCAAAAGUCUGGCGCAGAAAAAAUUCGUCUGUACAACCUCCCGAACAAAAUUGAACGAAACUGAUCAAAAAAUCAUCGAUUUGAAUCAUAAAAUAAAGGAAAGUCUACCCGAAGACUGUUAUCUAGAUGAUUACGGCGAUCUUGUACGUGAAGCAGAAGAGUCUUACAAAAUCGCAGUGGAAAAUCUCAAGAUGCAUCGAACGACGCUAGAAUUUAAUCUCAAAGCCCUUGAAGUCGCAAAGACCAGCAACUGCUGUUACCUAUGUCAGAGAAAAUUCAACGAUCAAACCGAACAAAGCUCAUUAUUGGCUGAACUUCAAGCCAGAACGAACACACAGUAUGAAGAGACGUUGAGAACAGUUAUGUCGGAGGAAAAAGAAUAUUUGGACUCUCUAAGAGGACUGGAGACUGAGUUUUCGGUUUUAAAGUCCUUGACUGAGAGUAAGACUUCGUUGAAAUCGCAGCUUGAGGAAGCCACUUCAAGCACAGCUGCAGAAGAGUCAGAGCUUGUUUCCAGCGAAAAUCGUCUUCGUGAGCUUGAAAAGGAAGUUGGGGAGUGCGAAACAUCCAUGCGUCCUAUCGUCGAAAGUAUCAUACGAUUGAGAAGAGAGGUAUCAGGUAUUGAUGGAGAGUUCCAAGAUGUAUCUAAUGAGCUGAGUGUGCAAAACGGUGAGGGAAAAAGUUCAAAGACAAUGGAAGACCUCCAGGUCAAACAAAAGCAAAUACAAGAUCUACUCAGAGAGUCUAGAAGGGAGGCAAUUGAGCUGCAAGAGGAAAAGGAAUCCAAAACCCGAGAGCUCAACAAUUGGCUAAGUCUGAUCAAAGAAAAAAAAUACAAAGUCAACGAUCUUGAGAGGCAACUGAACGAAAAGGAAAACGUUUCCUUUUCGAUUCAAGAACAUGAGAAGUCGAUAAACCAGGUCGAGACGAUUAUUAGGUCGGUAUCAUCUUCUCUCGAAAACCUUUCCGCCAAACGUACUACCCUCGAGGUAAAAAAGAAUGCGAAGGAAAAUGAAGCUGCGCUUCAAGAGACAGCUGAGAAUAAAAAAUUGGUAUUUUUGAAGGACAGACGCGAUACUUUAAUGCGACUCAAGUUUGAUUCCGACGAAUUCGAGCGCACUUUUGCUUCGCAAUUGGAAAGCUCGGAAAACGACAUCAAAGCCGGUAGCGAGAGAAUUCAGACUCUCUCAGAUGAAGUUGACGUACUCACCAACCAAUUGGCAGCUGAGAAUCGUAAACUACAUGAUUCUUCAAAUGAGCGGAAAAACAUAAAGAUGAAUAUUGACCUCAUAGAUCUUCGAUCUAAUUUGGAAAAGAUCGAUCACGAACUUAAGAAUCUCCACAUCCAGAAUGCGGAAGCACAGCGAGAUAAGUAUCAACAUGAGUCAGCUCGUCUCAGGAAUCUUUUCGAAAAACUUUCGUCCGAUAAUGCGGGAAGAAUGGGCGAAAUCAAACAGCUUCAGAACCAGAUUCAAUCAUUGUUUGCACAACUCAAUAAUGACUAUCAUGAUGUUGACAACACAUACCAAAAAGAGUGGGUUAAAUUGCAAACUAAGACUCUAGUCACUGAUGACAUUGACAUUUAUUCAAAAGCGUUAGAUAGCGCUAUCAUGAAGUACCACUCGUUGAAAAUGCAGGACAUUAACAGAAUCAUUGACGAACUUUGGAAGCGCACCUACAGCGGGACAGAUGUGGAUAGUAUAAAAAUAAAAUCAGAUGAGGUCACGAACUCCACGAGAGGAAAGUCUUAUAACUACCGUGUUGCGAUGUACAAACAAGAUGCUGAGCUGGACAUGCGUGGGAGAUGCUCUGCAGGGCAGAAAGUUUUAGCUUCGAUUAUAAUUCGGCUUGCCCUGUCAGAGACUUUUGGGGUAAAUUGUGGUGUCAUUGCUCUUGACGAGCCCACUACGAACUUGGAUGAAGAAAACAUCGAGAGUCUGGCAAGAUCAUUGAGUAACAUUAUCGAAUUUCGCCGGCACCAAAAGAAUUUUCAGCUCAUUGUCAUUACUCAUGACGAAAAGUUUUUGCGCUAUAUGGGUGCUGCUGAUUUUGCAGACCAUUUCUACAAAGUGAAGCGAGAUGAUAGGCAGAAAUCUCAAAUCGAGUGGGUGGACAUCAACAAAGUUAUAAGCUGA
Molecule: messenger RNA, 3897 nt
Organism: Lachancea meyersii CBS 8951
Lineage: Eukaryota; Fungi; Ascomycota; Saccharomycetes; Saccharomycetales; Saccharomycetaceae
Source: the annotation of a GenBank genome assembly